CUCUUUAUCCGGCGGGAAGCCGGCGGAAUUUUGGAGUUGCGGCUGGAGCAGCGGUGCCGGAGGCGGACGAACGACGACGACGACGACGAGGGGACAGCGGGGAGAGAGAGCGAGCAGCCGCUGAAGGAGCACGGUGGUGGCGGCCGGGCGCUGCCGUCGCUCCGCACCUGCCGGGCCGCGCUGAGCCCCGCUCCUCGCCGCCUGCCGCGUGGUCCGCACGCCGCCGCCCCGCACCAUGGGCAAGGGGGCUGGAAGAGACAAGUAUGAGCCUACUGCUACAUCCGAACAUGGCGCAAAGAAGAAAAAGGGGGCAAAGGUGGAGAGGGACAUGGAUGAGCUUAAAAAGGAAGUCUCAAUGGAUGACCACAAGCUCAGCCUUGAUGAACUUCAUCGUAAAUACGGAACAGACUUGAGUCGGGGUUUGACUACUGCGCGUGCAGCUGAGAUUUUGGCUCGAGAUGGCCCAAAUACCCUCACGCCCCCACCCACCACUCCUGAAUGGGUGAAGUUCUGUCGGCAGCUCUUUGGAGGAUUCUCACUCCUGUUGUGGAUUGGUGCUAUUCUGUGUUUUCUGGCUUACGGCAUACAAAGUGUGAUGGAGGAGGAGCCCAACAAAGAUAACCUGUACCUAGGUAUUGUGUUGGCAGCUGUGGUUAUCAUUACUGGCUGUUUCUCAUAUUACCAAGAAGCAAAAAGUUCCAAGAUCAUGGAGUCCUUCAAGAACAUGGUGCCUCAGCAAGCUCUUGUAGUCAGAAAUGGUGAGAAGAUGAGCAUAAAUGCUGAAGGUGUUGUAGUUGGAGAUCUAGUGGAGGUGAAAGGAGGAGACAGAAUUCCAGCUGACCUUCGGAUCAUAUCUGCACAUGGUUGCAAGGUGGAUAACUCCUCACUGACUGGCGAGUCAGAGCCUCAGACCAGGUCUCCAGAUUUCUCCAAUGAGAACCCACUGGAAACCAGGAACAUUGCCUUCUUUUCCACCAACUGUGUGGAAGGCACUGCCCGUGGCAUCGUUAUCAGGACUGGGGACCGCACUGUGAUGGGCCGCAUUGCCAGUCUGGCAUCUGGACUGGAAGGGGGAAAGACUCCCAUUGCCAUGGAGAUUGAGCACUUCAUCCACCUCAUCACUGGCGUGGCUGUGUUCCUGGGUGUCAGCUUCUUCAUCCUCUCGCUUAUCCUUGAAUACACGUGGCUGGAGGCUGUAAUCUUCCUUAUAGGAAUCAUUGUUGCCAAUGUUCCUGAGGGACUGCUUGCAACAGUCACGGUAUGUCUGACACUAACAGCCAAGCGUAUGGCUCGCAAGAACUGCUUGGUGAAGAACCUGGAAGCUGUGGAAACUCUGGGAUCCACGUCCACCAUCUGCUCUGACAAAACAGGCACUCUGACACAGAAUCGCAUGACAGUUGCGCACAUGUGGUUUGACAAUCAGAUCCAUGAGGCUGACACCACAGAGAACCAGAGUGGUGCUUCCUUUGACAAGAGUUCAGCUACUUGGACUGCUUUGUCCAGAGUUGCAGGUCUCUGCAACCGUGCUGUGUUCCAGGCCAAUCAGGAAAAUGUACCAAUUCUGAAGAGAGCAGUGGCAGGAGAUGCCUCUGAAUCAGCACUUCUGAAAUGCAUUGAAUUGUGCUGCGGUUCUGUCAAGGAGAUGAGGGAGAGGUAUCCCAAAGUGGUGGAAAUACCUUUUAAUUCUACCAAUAAGUACCAGCUGUCUAUCCACAAGAAUGCAAAUCCUUCAGAAUCCCGUUACUUGCUGGUGAUGAAGGGCGCUCCAGAGAGGAUCUUGGAUCGAUGCAGCUCCAUUCUUCUUCAUGGCAAAGAGCAACCACUGGAUGAGGAAAUGAAAGAUGCUUUUCAGAAUGCCUACCUUGAGCUGGGAGGCCUUGGGGAGAGAGUGUUGGGAUUCUGUCACUUGGCUCUGCCUGAUGACCAAUUCCCCGAAGGCUUCCAGUUUGACACGGAUGAAGUGAACUUUCCUGUGGACAAACUCUGCUUUGUAGGAUUGAUGUCUAUGAUUGACCCUCCUCGUGCUGCUGUGCCAGAUGCUGUUGGCAAAUGCAGAAGCGCUGGGAUUAAGGUUAUCAUGGUUACUGGAGACCAUCCGAUCACAGCCAAAGCCAUUGCCAAGGGUGUCGGCAUCAUCUCUGAGGGCAAUGAAACAGUAGAAGAUAUUGCUGCUCGACUCAACAUUCCUGUCAGCCAAGUAAACCCUAGGGAUGCUAAGGCUUGCGUUGUUCAUGGCACGGAUUUGAAAGAUAUGACUAGUGAGCAACUGGAUGACAUCCUAAUGCAUCAUACAGAAAUUGUCUUUGCCAGGACAUCUCCUCAGCAGAAGCUUAUCAUUGUGGAAGGCUGUCAGCGACAGGGUGCCAUUGUAGCAGUCACAGGUGAUGGUGUGAACGAUUCCCCAGCCCUGAAGAAGGCAGACAUCGGUGUUGCUAUGGGUAUUUCAGGCUCAGAUGUCUCCAAGCAGGCAGCUGACAUGAUUCUGCUGGAUGAUAACUUUGCCUCUAUUGUCACUGGCGUUGAAGAAGGGCGUCUGAUCUUCGAUAACCUGAAGAAGUCCAUUGCUUACACCUUGACCAGUAACAUUCCUGAAAUCACACCUUUCCUGAUCUUCAUCGUUGCGAACAUCCCCCUUCCACUGGGAACAGUUACCAUCCUCUGCAUUGACUUGGGCACUGACAUGGUCCCUGCUAUCUCCCUGGCAUACGAACAAGCAGAGAGUGACAUUAUGAAGAGGCAGCCCAGAAAUCCCCAAACAGACAAGCUGGUGAAUGAAAGGCUGAUCAGCAUGGCCUAUGGGCAGAUCGGUAUGAUCCAGGCCCUUGGAGGUUUCUUCACCUAUUUUGUAAUCAUGGCAGAGAAUGGGUUCUGGCCCUCUGGAUUGCUAGGAAUCCGAGUCCAGUGGGAUGACCGAUGGAUUAACGAUGUUGAAGACAGCUACGGACAGCAGUGGACGUAUGAACAGAGGAAGAUAGUGGAGUUCACUUGCCAUACAGCCUUCUUUGUCAGCAUUGUGGUUGUGCAGUGGGCAGACUUGAUCAUUUGUAAGACCCGAAGGAAUUCUGUCUUCCAGCAGGGAAUGAAGAACAAGAUCUUAAUAUUUGGUCUCUUUGAGGAGACUGCUCUGGCUGCUUUCCUUUCCUACUGUCCUGGGAUGGAUGUUGCUCUAAGGAUGUAUCCCCUCAAGCCCACGUGGUGGUUCUGCGCCUUCCCAUACUCCCUCCUUAUAUUCCUCUACGAUGAAAUCAGAAAGCUCAUUAUCAGACGCAACCCUGGUGGUUGGGUGGAAAAAGAGACCUACUACUAAAAAGCGCCUGUAGAACAUUCCAUGCACAGCCCAUGCCACCUCUCCACCAUCUCCCCUGUGUGCAUGUACUUCAUCUUUGCAAGCGCAGAACUGUGCCUGGGCAGGAAUGAGCUGAAACUGAAGGAAGCAUGAAGAAACAUGGACUGGAGGAGGAAGCAAGGGGGAAGAAUGGGGGGAAGUGUCAGACCAUCAGUCCAUGGGGAUGAGAGAUUGAGUAGCUUUAUGUGCCUUUGUUUUUUGUAAAAGGAAACAGAAGAUUUUAUAUGUGGAUUUUUACAAAUAAAGAUGGAUUCUAAGAGGAUGCCCCCAUAUGGUGUUAGGCAGCUGUUUUUCUCAAGGCAAAAACCUGUUCAGGAUGUGGCGCUGACAGCGUAGGUUUCCAGCCUGUGGCUUCCCCUUCUUGUAGCUGGAUUCAACAGCGCCUGCGGUUUAAGAGCCAUGGUGCCUUCCACUGUGUAGUUCAGUGCUGAACAGGACAACCUGCUAGCAAACACUUGCAUUGCAACACCUUAAGCCCAGGAAGCUUCCUGGCCUCUUAACUAUGUAUCUUGGCUGCUUUCUGGAAGAGUCUUCUGCCAUGCAAAUGUAACAUCAGGUGCAGAGAAGAAGUGGCGUCUGCUCUGGCCUCUUUCCACAGGCUGUGACUUGUGGGCUGGGCUCAGAAUGAGAACAGGCUUCCACUGACUGGCACUUGAACCCAAACCCUUGUCUUCCCCCAGCACUGACAGUGUGGUUUUCCUGCUUGCUUUGCCAAGCAAGGGCUCAUGUUUCCUAGCAUCCUUUUUGUAUGCACGCUGAGAGUGUGUGCUGCCCCUAAACCAGUGGCAGCAGGGGGGCAGGCAUUAUGCCUCAGUGGAGUGAGGGUGAUUAAGUCCAUCUUGCAAAGGUUUCCACUUCCCUCUCUUAAUUUAAGCUUGUUCUUGGAGCUCUCUAUGUUGCUUUUUCCAGAGUAGAGUGAGAAUGAGGAAAUCACGUCACACUACCUCAUCUCCAUUUCUUAACACCACCCUUGUCUCAUCACUGAGGGUGGGCAAAAUAGCAGGUGGCAACGCCUCUCCCUUCGGCCACAUCAUGAAUGAUUUAAAUAACUCAUUACUGUUUUAUGGCAAUGCUCGUCUGGGCUCUGAGCUGGCUCCAGGCUCAAGGGGGUCAUGCUGCUUCACUCUGGAUUUCCAGCUGUUUUCUAUGUUAUGAUUUAUGGUUUAAUGUCUGUAUGGUUGACUGUUGAGAGCUCACUGGGAGAGCUGAUGUUUCACAUGUGGACAGUCGUCAUCUCAAAGUCCUAACUUCAUGUUCCUUGUGCUGUUGUUCUUAAGCCCCCUGAAGGUUCUUCAGGCCUUUAGUCCUAUCCCUGAACUGCUAGUCUGUGCACCUCUUGUGUAUGUGUCUGUCUGCAAAGUGUUCCUCUAAACCAUAUUACAGAAAGCAUCUGCAGUUAAAACUCUCA
Messenger RNA from Oxyura jamaicensis (ruddy duck), 4754 nucleotides. It is a transcript of the gene ATP1A1, whose product is annotated as ATPase Na+/K+ transporting subunit alpha 1. Gene Ontology annotation, cellular component: membrane. The transcript is spliced from 23 exons. Bases 236 to 3307 code for a protein of 1023 amino acids. NCBI's taxonomy places the organism in Eukaryota, Metazoa, Chordata, Aves, Anseriformes, Anatidae. Gene Ontology annotation, biological process: proton transmembrane transport; potassium ion import across plasma membrane; intracellular potassium ion homeostasis. Gene Ontology annotation, molecular function: ATP hydrolysis activity; ATP binding; P-type sodium:potassium-exchanging transporter activity. The record is from RefSeq and is a predicted model, not a curated record.